GGAAGAAUGUUGCGGAGCAGGCUCCCCUCUAACCCUGCAGGUCCCUUCCAAUCUGGCACAGGUUUUGCUAUGCCGCAGUGUUUGUACUGACUCUGCUGUCUUGGAGGAGUGAUGGGGAACUAGAGCCCAUGACAGUUCAGUGGAGCCCUUGGCACUUUUGAUAUCUCGACACCUUCAGUUCUCUAAGAGCAAGCCAGUUCCGGGGCAGGACAGCAGCAGGUGGUAGAAUGCGGAAACCAGGCCCUCAGAAAGCCAUAGACUGGAAAGAUGGUAAGAAGCACAAGUACAGCCGCCCGUCAGAGUCUCCCUCCCAGUACCAAGGUCACUUCACCUGGGAGAAAUACCUGAAAGAGACAUGUGCCAUCCCAGCUCCUGCCCAUUGCUUCAAGCAGUCAUACACUCCUCCUGCCAACGAGUUCAAGAUCAGUAUGAAGCUGGAAGCCCAGGACCCCCGGAACACCACGUCCACGUGCAUCGCCACCGUGGUGGGGCUGACGGGCGCGCGGCUGCGCCUGCGCCUCGACGGCAGCGACAACAAGAACGACUUCUGGCGCCUGGUGGACUCUGCCGAGAUCCAGCCCAUUGGCAACUGUGAGAAGAAUGGAGGGAUGCUGCAGCCUCCCCUGGGCUUCCGGCUGAAUGCCUCCUCCUGGCCCAUGUUCCUUCUGAAGACUCUGAAUGGAGCAGAGAUGGCUCCUGUCCGGAUUUUUCACAAGGAACCACCAUCUCCAUCCCAAAACUUCUUCAAGACAGGUAUGAAGCUGGAGGCAGUGGACAGGAAGAACCCUCACUUCAUCUGCCCGGCCACCAUUGGGGAGGUGAGAGGUUCUGAGGUCCUCAUAACAUUUGAUGGCUGGAGAGGUGCCUUCGAUUACUGGUGCCGAUAUGAUUCCCGGGACAUCUUUCCCGUAGGCUGGUGCUCGCUGACUGGAGAUAAUCUGCAGCCCCCUGGUACAAAAGUUGUGAUUCCAAAGAGCCCUUUACCUGCCUCCGAAGUAAACUCGGAGAAACCUAGCAUGCACAGUAGCACAAAGACUGUUUUGGGGCAUCAACAAGGGCAAAGGCGUCGCAAAACAGGGAAGAAGCGUGGUCGAACGACCAAAGCGCUAAUCCACCACCCCAUGCCUACACCCUCCAAGUCAGUGGAGCCUUUGAAAUUCCCCAGAAAGAGAGGCCCCAAGCCUGGCAGUAAGAGGAAACCUAGGACAUUGCUGAACCCAGCACCCACCUCUCCAACAACCAGUACCCCAGAGCCAGACACAAGCACUGUGCCCCAGGACGCUGCUACAAUCCCCAGCUCUGCCAUGCAGGCUCCCACAGUUUGCAUUUACUUGAACAAGAACAGCAGCACUGGGCCCCACCUAGACAAGAAGAAAGUUCAGCAGCUGCCAGACCAUUUUGGACCAGCUCGAGCUUCUGUUGUCCUGCAGCAAGCAGUACAGGCCUGCAUUGAUUGUGCUUAUCAUCAGAAAACAGUCUUCUCCUUCUUAAAACAAGGCCACGGGGGAGAGGUCAUCUCAGCUGUGUUUGAUCGGGAACAGCACACUCUGAACCUGCCAGCAGUAAACAGUAUCACCUACGUCCUCCGCUUCCUGGAGAAGCUGUGCCACAAUCUGCGCAGUGACAACCUCUUUGGGAACCAGCCUUUCUCUCAGAACAGCCACAUGCAGCGCUCACACGAGUACGACCACGACAGGUAUCUACCAGACAGAAGCAGUUCGUUAGACGGCUCUCUGCAGGGACCAGGCCGGGGUACAAAGCGCUAUUCCCAAGAUUCCCCUCCAUACACUGCUCCUCUCUCCCCCAAGUUACCAAAGAAUGACCGUCACCCUUUGGAAGGUGAAACCUUUGUCCUGGGAGAUGGCCUCCCAGGGCCCUUGGAGCCUCGCCUGGACCCUAUGGACUCUGCCUUGAACUCUGUCAAUUCCUCCAGCCACAGCAGGAGCUCCAGAGACUGUCGCCUGCCAGGAUACAGGCACCUGCACCAACCCUCGAGCCUCAGCCAGGGCACCUCUGCCCUGCGCAGGCCUAGCUCUGGGGGCUCCGACAGGUACCUGGGCCCCCGGGACGUGUCCCGGCUGAGCGGCCGCGACCCCUCGUCCUGGUCGGUGGAGGAGGUGAUGCAGUUCAUCCGCGAGUCCGACCCGCAGCUGGGCCCCCACGCAGACCUCUUCCGAAAGCACGAGAUCGACGGGAAGGCCCUGCUCCUGCUGCGGAGCGACAUGAUGAUGAAGUACAUGGGGCUGAAGCUGGGGCCAGCCCUGAAGCUCACUUACCACAUCGACAAGCUAAAGCAAGGCAAGUUCUGAGAGGACAUUGGCAGGACAGAUCCUGGAAGCUCCGCUCCUGGCCACCCCCACCCGCGCUCACCUGCCGACAGGUUCGCAUGCACACACCCCAUUUACACCGCAGACAGACAGACAGACGGACACCUCGCUGACAGCCCGGCCCCCCCAGGAGACAGACGGACACCUCGCCGAUAGCCCGGCCCUCCCGGGUCCCGCUGCCCCCGCCCCAGCGGGAGGAGCCCGGCGCAGUUGGGCUUCACGCCAGACUCGAGCCGUGGGCGCCCUGUUGGAAGCAGAGGGUCUCUCCCAGCACUCCUUCGUGGGCUCCUGGUCCUGCUUCCCCGGGAUGGAGCAGCAGCUCUGGGCAGUCCGUGGGGAC
Messenger RNA from Manacus vitellinus (golden-collared manakin), 2667 nucleotides. RefSeq names its product Scm polycomb group protein homolog 1 (gene SCMH1). Lineage: Eukaryota; Metazoa; Chordata; Aves; Passeriformes; Pipridae. Gene Ontology annotation, biological process: regulation of DNA-templated transcription. Bases 228 to 2309 code for a protein of 693 amino acids. The record is from RefSeq and is a predicted model, not a curated record. Gene Ontology annotation, cellular component: nucleus. The transcript has 16 exons. Gene Ontology annotation, molecular function: protein binding.